Drosophila kikkawai is the source of this 3072-nucleotide messenger RNA. RefSeq names its product vacuolar protein sorting-associated protein 33A (gene car). Lineage: Eukaryota; Metazoa; Arthropoda; Insecta; Diptera; Drosophilidae. Gene Ontology annotation, cellular component: CORVET complex; lysosome. Gene Ontology annotation, biological process: intracellular protein transport; vesicle-mediated transport. The record is from RefSeq and is a predicted model, not a curated record.
CGUGUUUGGUCACACUGGCCCGAUAUCCCACUGAUUUGUUGUUGUUUUUCUUGAGGUUUUUUCUUCUCACUAAACGGAAAAUUAAUAUUUGCGGUGUAUGUAGUUCAUGUAGUCCGGGACAAGGACUAAACUUGUGUGCCGAAGACGUUGUGCAGUCAAAAAACCCCGAACCGAAGCCGUCAACGCCACAAAACCAAGAAUACACACAUAAACACCGCCCCCACAACUACAUGCACAGCCGUGCCUAGAGAGGCCUGCGAUCGGAGGAGCAUGUUUCCGCACCUGAAGGGCCACGGGCAGCGGGUCAACCUGCAGCUACUGCAGGAGGCCAACUGCCGCGAGCUGGUGCAGCAGCUGGAGCGCAUCGAGGGAUCCAAGGUGAUCGUCCUGGACGAGGCCAUGAUCGGGCCAUUGAAUUUGGUGACCAGGCCGAAGCUGUUCGCCGACCGCGGCAUCCGGCUGUUGGCCCUCAAGCCCGAGUUGCAUCUGCCGCGCGAGGUGACCAACGUGGUGUAUGUGGUGCGUCCGCGAGUGGCUCUAAUGGACCAGCUGGCGGGACAUGUAAAGGCCGGCGGCGGGCAGGCCGGACGGCAGUAUCACAUCUUGUUCGCACCCCGUCGCUCCUGUCUGUGCAUCAGCCAGCUGGAGAACAGCGGCGUUCUCGGCAGCUUCGGACGCAUCGCAGAGCUGGCCUGGAACUACCUGCCGCUGGAUGCGGACGUUGUCACCAUGGAGCUGCCCAAUGCAUUCCGCGACGUUAGCGUUGACGGCGACACCAGUUCGCUGUACCAGGCAGCCGUGGGCCUGGUGCAGCUGCAGCGGCUCUACGGACGCAUUCCCAAGAUCUACGGCAAGGGCGAGCAGGCGCAUCGUGUGUGGGAGCACGCCAAGCAACUGGGACGCGACGAGCGGUCGCUGUACAACGGCGACAAGGGCAUUGUCGACCAGCUGAUCCUGCUGGACCGAAGCAUCGAUUUGCUCAGCCCGCUGGCCACUCAGCUCACCUACGAGGGGCUCAUCGACGAGUUCUACGGCAUCCGGCAGAACAAGCUGAUGCUGCCCUCGGAGCACUUUCCCUCCGACGGCGGACUCGGUGGCGGGGCAGGUGGCAACAUCGGCAAUGGGUCGCGGGCCGACGAGUCACAGUCGCUGCUGGGCGACGGCGAGAUGAAGACGAUCAUGCUCCAUUCCGGGGAGACGCUGUACGCGGAGCUGCGAAACAAGCACUUCAACGAGGUGACCAAGCUGCUGGCACGGAAGGCGCGUGAGAUCCACGCCCAGAUGCACGCCACCUCGCAGGACAAGAGCGUGAAGGAGAUCAAGAGCUUUGUGGAGAACCUGCUGCCGCAGUUGAUGGCCCAGAAGAAGGCCACGUCGGAGCACACGGCCAUUGCUGGCCUGCUGCACGAGCAGGUAAACGCAGUGGCUUUUGCCGAUGAUCUGGCCGCCGAGCAGGAGUUCAUGGUCUGUGCGGACAUCGAUAAGCCGAGCGCCUACAUCGAGGACCAGAUCGCCAGCAAGGCGGAGCUGCGCGGCGUCCUGCGACUCAUCUGCCUGCAGUGCGCCGCCGCCUCCGGUCUCAAGGAGAAACUGCUGAAUCACUACAAGCGCGAGCUCGUCCAGGUCUACGGUCUCGAGGUGCUGCUCACCAUCAGCAAUCUGGAGAAGGCCGGCCUCCUGCACCAGCAAACGGAGUCGCGGGCCUACGCCGUGCUGCGGAAGACCCUGCACCUCACCGUGGACGACAAUGUCGAGGUGGAACCGAAGGACAUUAGCUACGUGCACAGCUUCUAUGCCCCGCUGACCGCUCGCCUGGUGGAGCACUCGCUGAAGCCGCUGGGCUGGCAGUCGCUCAAGAGCCAGAUCAACAACCUGCCCGGUCCGACGUUUGAGGAUUUCCAGGCGCAGCUGGUGGGGAUCGGUGGACGGCAUACGGGCGCAACAGUGGCCGAGAAAUCGCUGCUGCAUGUGCCGCGAGUGGUUUUGGUGUGCUUCGUGGGCGGCUGCACCUUUGCCGAGGUUGCAGCGCUGCGAUUCCUGGCCGCCCAGGAGGACAACAACGUAGAGUUCCUGAUUGCCACCACGAAGAUUAUUAACAAGCAUUCGUUUCUGGACAGCCUGAUGGGAUCGUGAGGCCGGCGUCUGAGCCGCUUGGAGGCUCAUCGCUUGUCCAGUGACCACGGCCUAGUGCGUGGAUGAAACGCGUCGGGACCGCUGAAGCCGAGACCAAAGAGGAGGGGCAAGCGACGCAAUACGGCGGUCAGGAUAGUGAUGGAUCAGCCAUGCAUGACCGAGCAUGCAUGACCUAGGAUAGGCUCGUAGGUUUGUGGCUCUGCAUCAUACUAAAGACAGGCAUAUAUAGUAUAUAAUAUAUAUAUUUUUCGAUCCCGGUAUUUAACCUCGUACUCAACACAUAUGUAUCGCAUAUAUCGUCAAUGAAUGCAUGUAUAUUUCUAUAUAAAUAUUUAUUUCUGUGUGUAAAUGUGCACACCGAAGGAUAUAGUAGUCGUAAGUGAAGCUGAUUCCAAAUUAAAGAUCGCCAGAUUAAGGUGCUUAGCCAAUGUUAUCGUAAAAUAUGUAUAUUCCCUAGUUACCACAGUUACAAGAGUUAUUUAAUCGCAUAAUCGAUAAGUGAAGAAGCCGGUAAUGACACUCUCUGAGCGAGGGUAUUAAAUACUCCUUACAGUAUUGUAAGUUCUUCGAUUUCCACUUCAUUUCGGUCUGGAAUCCCCCUAUAAGUUCACUAUACAAUUCCCAUUUAACUGAAAUAAGCAAAGAAAAAACUAUAAAGUGUUGCAGAAAACCCCACAAGAGCUUGGAGAUUUAGAUCAGGGGGUAUAGUGGAAAAAGGCUGGAUCCAUCUAUAUCUCUCUGAGCCACCGGGUUUCCGGCAACACAAACUGCACAUGUCUGUACCAGAAAUAUAAAAGAUAACCAAGAAUGGAUUACAAUAAUAGUAAUUACUUGGUUUAUAUUGAUUGCUGAACUGGCAGUUGGUUGGAAUAUUUUCGUGUAUAUCAAAUGUAUAAUUAAGCAUUAAUUCAAAAUAAAUGUGAAACAUUACAAAAAUUA